GUCGAGAGCGGAUCGCGCUCGGGAUCGCUUCCCAAACUCACGAUUCCUCCUGGUUGCUCUUCCGGGUUACCGAAAAUAUGAUCAGUUGAAAAAAGUGUCGUGUCACGUGUGUCUUCGAAGUGCGUAAAUAACACAACACUACACAGGACUAUCCCACGAUGCCGAUUGGCAGCGUAAACAAGGAACCGGCGGUCAAGCGGGAGACCUUCAGACCGCCGUGGGUGAAAGACAAGGACGCUGCAGCCCCCCCACCAUGGACUCAGAGGAAAUUGAAACCGGUGGAGACACCAGCUAAGGCUGACAAGACUGAUGUGGAGAAGCCGACCCCGGUAGCAACGACUAAACCUUUGAAGCCGGUCUUAAAAAAGCAGUCUACGAUAAAGCCUGAAAAACCAGAAAACGGAGUGUCCGAGACAGUUGAAGAAAAACUUGUAAAACCGUCGGCAGCAAAAUCUGCUGAUAAGGCGUCAAGACCAGCAGAUGAAAAGCCUAGAUUUACAAAAUCUUCAUUGAAAUCCGUAGAUAAGUCUCCUAAAACUGAAGACAAAAACUCAAAUGAGAAGGCUCCAGAGAGACCUACACUUCGAAGUGUAAGAACCAUUGAUAAUGAUAAAACAAAAGAUAAGUCAGUAACUAUAGUAGACAAGAAACCUAAUAGUACAUCAAAAACAAAUAGCACAGCAAAUGAUAAAAGAAAUGACAAAAGUGUUAACUCAUCAAGCAAAACUUCAGAGACAAAGCCGCUUCUUAAGAAAACUGAAACAACAAAAGUAGAAGAGAAAGCAGACUCAAAAAUGGCCACUAAGCCACCGAUCGAAAAACCUCCUACAAAGCUGCCUCCACGCAAGCCAUCCCUUGUAAAGCAGCUAUCCAAAGAUGAACCAGUCAAGAAAUGGAGGGAUCCUCUACACGAACGGGUCAAGGAGAACAUCGAUAAGACACUCAAUGAAGUGCCUAAAGGACAUACGCUGACGAAGAAUGAAAGUUUAAGAAGCUUAUUGAAACCAACGCCACCACCAAUGCCGCCACCAUUGCCACCGAAAAUGCCGCCUCCGCCCGAGUUCAAGAAAGCUCCAUUAGAUCCAGAAAAGUUGAAAAAGUUGGAAGGCCUUCGUAGCAGACCUAGAAAGCGGCCUGACUGGAGUGACAUGAUGAAAGAAGUAGAAGAAGGAAAAAAAUUGAAACACGUCGUUUGCAAUGACAGAUCGAGUCCAAUUAUUACAAAAACGUCAGUAGUGAAAAACAAAGACCAAUUCAUAUUUGAAUCAGAGAAACCAAACUCACACAACGCUCUAUUAAAAGAAAUCAAUACUGGCAUUAAACUAAAGAAGGUGAAAACAAAUGACAGGAGCAAACCUAAUUUGGAAGGUUUAAGGAAGUUUAGGAGGCAAAUGACUAUUGAAGAACAGGUUCAGAAGUCCAUGUCUCAAGCAAAUUUAUUAGCUGCGUCUCCUUCAGGAGUCUCAAUAGCAGGAGGAGUAGCAGAGGUCCCUGGUGCAGAAGAAGAAGAUAUCGAUGAGAUGGAUGAUAUUGAUAAAGUGAGAGAUGAUCUUCAAUCAACAAAACAGUUGCUGGCAAUUGAACUUAGGAAUAAGGAAGCUCAAGAAAGAGAAAACAAACGACUGCUGACGAAGAUACAAAAUCUCGAAGCCGAAUUGGCAAGAGAACGUGCAAUUAUUAAACAAGAACAACACAAGACGGUUAUAUCAGUGACAGAUGCUUACGAUGAAAGACUGGUGAACAGCCUUAAAAUGGAAGUAGAUAGGGCCAAAGAUACAGCAGACAACUUGGAAAAGCAAUAUCUGCAAGCCGCAGAAGACCGAGACACGGCAUUAACUGAACUAGAGGAAGUAAAACGAAAGAAUGCGGAGUUAGAAAAGAAAUUAGAACAAGCACUACAGGGAAUAAUGCCUUCAAACAUGGGUUCAAGAAGAUCAAGUCACGCAAUCAAGCAGCUUUCGGUUACCAGAGAUGAAAGUUUCGAGAUGGAAGAAGAAUCGGAGCCUGAAGAGGAGGAGAGCGAAGAAAAGAAACAAAAGCGAAUGGAAAAAGAAGUACGCAAUAUGAGGAACAAAAUCCGACACCUAAAAGAAAAACAGGACCUUAUGAAGCGCGAAAGAAUGGCCUUCAAAAUGUCCCUCAAAAAUCAACAGCUGGCGUUGAAGGACGAGAAGAAGAAAUAUAAAGAACUAAAGCGCGAAGUAGACAAGAUGGCGGCCAUGAUGAAAGAAGUGGGCUCAGACGAGGAAGAAGAAGAGGAAUCGGAGGAAGAGGAGGAGGAGGACGAGAAGAGUGAGACGGAAGAGGAGACUGAAACUGAGACAGAGCAGGACACCGAGAGCGAGACGGAGAGUGAGAGUGAACCUGAGGACGCUCCACUACCGAAAAAGAAGGACAACCUGACGGCUAGGCUUAAGCGACACGAGAGUAGGGUAAACGCUCUGAAGAAGGGCAACGCGCUACUGAUGGCUAAUGUCGACAGACUGAAGGAUGAUGUGCUGAAACAGAGAGAAGAGUCCAUGACUCUAAAGAGCGAGUUAGACUCUCUUAUAAGCGACCUUGAGUGAGGGAAACAACUGUAUUUUUUAUAGAUUUUCCCUGCUUUUAUAGUAUUGUCCCUUGCUGCUAAAAGGGCUCAUCAAGGAUAUGAAAUAAAAAUAAAUAUUUUAAAAGGGCAUAAUAAGGGAAACCUAUAGUGAUGCCAUAUGUUCUAAUACUCACCCAGCCAACAUCGUUAACUAGUCUAAGGUUGGAAACCGAAAUAUGACAUAAAAUCAUAAAAUGAAGUUAUCAAAUGGACGUAGUUACGCAAUAACGUUCAAUCCACAUUAAAUUGUCAUUAAAUUUUAGACCUUGUAUGAAAAACAAAAGUCUUUCAUUUCAAUGACAAUUUCAGAUGGAUUGGAACGUUUCUGC
This is a messenger RNA of Leguminivora glycinivorella, 2916 nucleotides long. It is a transcript of the gene sals, whose product is annotated as DNA ligase 1. Lineage: Eukaryota; Metazoa; Arthropoda; Insecta; Lepidoptera; Tortricidae. The transcript has 12 exons. Gene Ontology annotation, molecular function: actin binding. The record is from RefSeq and is a predicted model, not a curated record. Bases 159 to 2567 code for a protein of 802 amino acids.